CAUGGCUCGUUUCAGGAAUAAGAAGAGGAAGCCAUUUGUCAAGCAAAUUGCGAAGAAGCAACCAACAGUAGACCAUGUUACAGGAGACAAGAUUCCAAGGAGCUUCGUGUUCGCAAGGGGGAAGCUUCCUGGGCCUCUCAGACGCUUGCAAAUGGACUUGAGGAAGUUGAUGAAUCCUUAUACUGCUCUCAAGCUCAAGGAAAAGAAACGAAACAAUCUCAAUGAUUUCUGGAAAGUUGCUGGGCAAAUGGGUGUCACACAUUACCUCAUGUUGUCAAAAACUGACUCUGCACCAUACUUGAGAGUUGCUCACGCUCCUCAUGGUCCAACUUUAUCGUUCAAAAUACAUGAGUACUCGUUGGCUGCUGACGUUGCUCAAUCUCAACUCCGUCCAAGAUGCCCUCCGGAUCUUUUUAAAACCCCACCAUUGAUUGUGCUAUCGGGUUUUGGGACUGGGGAGCAGCAUCUAAAGCUCACUACAAUAAUGUUCCAGAACAUUUUUCCUGCCAUUGACAUAAAUACAGUCAAACUGCCUUCAUGCCAAAGGAUUGUGUUACUUAAUUACAACAAAGAAACAAAGCUUAUUGAUCUUCGGCAUUACUCCAUCAGAUUACAGCCAGUGGGUGUUUCUCGCCGGAUCAGGAAAUUUGUGCAAAACCAUCAAGUGCCUGACCUAAGAAGUCUUCAAGAUGUUAGCGACUUUGUGACGAAGGCUGGUUACGGUUCUGAAAGUGAACCAGAUGAUGAGGCGGCAACUGUAAGUCUGUCAUCUGAUAUUGGAAGAGUUAAUCGAGCUUCUACAAAAAGUGCUGUCAAACUUCAAGAGAUUGGACCUAGGAUGACUCUUCAACUCGUCAAGAUUGAAGAGGGCCUAUGUACUGGUCGAGUCAUUUUCAGUGAAUACGGAAAUACAAGCGCUAAAAAACUGGGAAAUGAAGAAGAGGAUGAACAAGAAAGUGAGGAGAUGGAUACAGAUGGGCAGGAAAAUGAAGAUGAGGAAGAGCAAGAAAUUGAAGAAGAGUUAGAAGAGGAUUAGCUCUUUAAAUGUAUUUUCUGAUUCAAAAUGAUGAGCAUUUGACCUCCCCCCCCCC
This is a messenger RNA of Nicotiana tabacum (common tobacco), 1091 nucleotides long. Its product is annotated as peter Pan-like protein. Gene Ontology annotation, biological process: rRNA processing; ribosomal large subunit assembly. Gene Ontology annotation, molecular function: rRNA binding. Lineage: Eukaryota; Viridiplantae; Streptophyta; Magnoliopsida; Solanales; Solanaceae. The record is from RefSeq and is a predicted model, not a curated record. Gene Ontology annotation, cellular component: preribosome, large subunit precursor.